Molecule: messenger RNA, 1678 nt
Organism: Drosophila pseudoobscura
Lineage: Eukaryota; Metazoa; Arthropoda; Insecta; Diptera; Drosophilidae
Gene: sinu
Product: claudin family member sinuous
Exons: 2
Coding region: 101-844 (247 amino acids)
Biological process (GO): regulation of tube size, open tracheal system; septate junction assembly
Cellular component (GO): septate junction; membrane
Source: RefSeq, a predicted model, not a curated record
AAUAUAUUGUCAACAUACCAUCCCUAGUCCACACCCAAAGCCCAACAAACAAACAUUCCAUCGAAAUCAGAGAAAAUAAUACAAAAUUCCCAUACAAAGAAUGCAAAAGUCGUCUCAUUUUGCACGCGAGGAUUCCCAGGAGCAUCUGCCCACCCACCUACACCAUCAACAGCCCACCGUGAACAUGAAGCGACGCACCCUCUCCGGCAGCUGUGGCGUUGGCGUCUUCAUCUUUGCGUUCGCCUUCAUCGCCAUUGCCUUCGCCACGCCCAGUUGGCUGGUCAGCGAUUACCGCAUUACGGGCGCCAAGCUGGAUCGCCUGGGCCUGUGGGUGCACUGCUUCCGUUCCCUGCCGGAUGUCAACGACGACAGCCAGCGACGGUUCUUUGUGGGCUGUCGCUGGGUCUAUGACCCAUUUACCACGGGCUACGACGAGAUACGUGGAUUCCUGCUGCCAGCCUUCAUGAUUGCCACACAGUUCUUCUACACACUCGCCUUCAUUGGCAUGCUGCUCAGUGCCAUUGGGGUGCUGGUGUUCUUCCUUUGCGCCGGACCCGACCAGAAGCACUUCAUCACACUGAUCCGAUCGGUGGGCUAUGUUCUGCUCGGCGCUGGCGUCUGUGCAGCCAUUGCCGUCAUUGUGUUUGCCGGCUUUGGCAAUCGGAAUGGCUGGAUGCCGGAGCAUGCCAACAACUGGUUCGGCUGGUCCUUCAUCCUGGCCUGUGUGGGCUCCGUGCUGACCCUGGUGGCGGCCACAUUAUUCCUCAGCGAAGCGCAUGUCCAGCAACGCAAGCGCCUGCAGUUCAAAGAGUCGCAGACUCGAUUCGAGCUGGUCCGCGGAUAGUUACGGCAAAAGCCACAGCAGCAGCAGCAGCAUCAAGAGAAACAACAUUCCGUCCCCACAACACAACACAAAAGUUCUACGAAGAAUUCUCACCAUAAUAAUUAUAUAUAGUUUUUUUUUAUACUUGGAAAUGUUUAUGCAAUUGCCAGACGACGACGACACGACGACGACGACGACGACAACGACUACAGACAGUCGGAGAAUACCCUAUAACCCAGCAUCACAUCAGAAGAAACUUUCAGUUUUUGGUACUUAUGAAUCAUCCAUCCAAUCCGACGACGACAAAAAAGAGUUCUAAACGAAGACUGAAUGUAUCCGAAAUCUUCUUCCUUCUGCAGUAUUUAUGCAAGACGCUCAAAAAGUGACUCAUUUAUCUAUGUAGAGUAUAUGACAAUUUGCAUAUCAAGAACUUUUUCGCUCAAUUAACACACAGACAGCCCGCCCGCCCUUUACCCCGUGCCGCCCCCGUGCCACAUACAUAGUACACUUUUUGAAAAGUCGCAGAGCUCUGGCUGAAACUAGCAACGAAAUAUUACACUCGUGCCUUAAUUAGAGAAGCUUUUUUGGUAUAGUUUAUAGUGCUUAAAAUACAUAUUACUAUUAGAUUUGACCACCUACCUGAUCAACACAGACCUGCGACGACCAAAACAUUCCAAAACCAAACCAAACCACCACCCCCCCGCCCCCCAUUUGGAUUGCAUAAACUUCUGCUAAGAAAGUGCCUUAAUUAAGGAACCAUUUACCCAGACAAAAACCACAAGAAACCUAAGCGAAAACGUCCAAUAAUUUGUAAGAAUAGAAUCCCUUUUAUACUCGAAAUAUGUAUUUUUUUUU